Molecule: messenger RNA, 2277 nt
Organism: Myxocyprinus asiaticus (Chinese sucker)
Lineage: Eukaryota; Metazoa; Chordata; Actinopteri; Cypriniformes; Catostomidae
Product: chromobox protein homolog 8-like
Exons: 6
Coding region: 174-1367 (397 amino acids)
Biological process (GO): negative regulation of transcription by RNA polymerase II
Cellular component (GO): PRC1 complex
Source: RefSeq, a predicted model, not a curated record
CAGAAAGAGCUGGGACAGCGACAGACCUACACCAAGAGUACCGUUAAGCCAGUAAAAGCGCUCCCUGACUCUACGCGCAAUAGUUAUUAUAAUUACGCGCAAUAGUGACAUUUCAUACCUGAAAGAGGAAGAAAGGACAAACUCUAUUUGCGUUCUCUGCACUGGACAAUCUCAUGAACAUGGAGCUGGUAUCAAUUGGAGAGCAAGUGUUUGCUGUGGAGUCAAUUACGAAGAAGAGGAUAAGGAAGGGAAAUGUGGAAUAUCUGCUAAAGUGGCAAGGGUGGUCCCCUAAAUACAGCACCUGGGAGCCAGAAGACAACAUAUUGGACCCUCGUCUUGUCCUUGCCUAUGAAGAAAAAGAGGAGAAGGAUAGAGCAUUGGCUUAUAAGAGGAAAGGCCUGAGACCCCGUCGAGUUAUCUUGCGGAACCUCUAUCCUAUGGACCUACGAAGUGCCCACAAGGUUCCAGAAAAGGCCGUCCCUAGAAUCCGCCUGUCACUCACCCGUUCCAUGCAGGGGACAGAAAUCGGCUUUCGUCGCAUAAUGAAACGUAAGAAUAGGCUGUGCAGGUCCAAACUCCGAGAUGACAUCAAACCAUCCCAGCAACGAAGAAGUCCAGUUCCUUCAAAAGACUCUAAAGAGAAAGAGUGGGGUGGAGACGAGGAAGAGGAGCAGACGAAUAAGAGGCAGAAGAUGUGGGAAAAUGAAGAGAACACGAACGAGCACCAAGACAUUCCAAGUGGAAAUGAGAUGUCUGAAGGCUACAACUCUUCUACAGAACAGGAACCUGUAUUUACUGCCCAGGAAACUGAGAACUGCUCUUCCAUUUUUGACUACGCUGAGAAGCCAUGUGAGGAUACCUGCCUCAUGAUAGGUCUAGUUUUAGGAGCAACAGAAAGACCAGAAAACAGUCCAAUCACAAACACACAAAAUAACAAGUCAGACACAAACAACACAGGGGAUGAAGACUCUGUACGAGUAUUACAUGACACAACAAACACUGACCAGCCACUGCAAAACAGCACCAAAAAAGAAACUAAUGAGGAAGUUAUAUUUGACAAAAUACAGAACAGACCUUCGGUUAUUGAGGUACAUUUGAGUGCUAGAUGUGGACAGAACCAGGUCAAAGAAGGUCAGUUAGACAGUUCAGAGACCAAAGAUAAAGACAAGGAAGAAAUGAAUGUUGAUGUCACAGCAGAAUGCACAACAUUACAGGUCCAAACUGACCAAUCACAGGCUCUCUCCACAUCCACAGCGCAUCCUGGGAAGGUAAUUGUAACUGAGGUGACUAUUGAUUCCUUGACCAUUACCUUUAAAGAGGCCGUUAGUGCAGAUGGCUUUUUCAGUGGCUAUGGUCUUACGGUGUAAGUCGACAAAGGAACACAAGAACAUUACAAUAGUUUUCUGUAACUUCUGUAACUAGUCAGGACCAAGUGUCUUCUGAAUAAUACAAUUUGCAGUAGUGAAGCAGAUAUUGUCUUUCUAAGCAAGGUAAGGAGAACUAAAAGGUUUUUUUAUUCUUCUUUAAGUUUGUCCUUGUGUCAUUGUGAUCAAACAAUCAUUGAAGGACGACAUUUCUGAGUAUAUUCAGUAAUGCUUUAAUCGAAGACUUUUAAAGCAUGUAAUGAAAAUAUACAUGUCUGAACCGCUACACUUUCCAUCCGCAGCAGUCAUUGCAAUAACAGUGAGAAGAAUUCAUUUUAAAGGGAUAGUUCACCCAAAAAUAAACCUUUCUUCCAUGGAACACACACAAAAAAAAAAAAAAAAAAGGAGAGAUGUUAGGUAGAAAGUUAGGGACUGACAUGACAGUCUCAGUCACCAUUCACUUUCAUUGCAUCUUCUUCCAUACAAUGACAGUGAUAUGUGAGUAAAUGACUUAUCUAUUUAAGUUCUGACAAAACUACUGUUACAAAGCUUCUUUUGUCCUGUAACCAACCAGGUGGGAAAAGGAAAGGGCACCUGGCUUUGCUUCCGUAUCUGAGCCGAGCUCUGUUCACUCUGUUCUGAGGCCUUUGUGUAUUUUUAGAGACAGUAUUGGUUUACAUUCACAACUGCUACAGUUAACGCUUUUGUAGGGGUAGAACCUGUUCAUCUGAACACAUGUGCUUUAGGUGUUGCUUUUAGCAUGGCAGAAAUCAAAGCCGAGCCUAAAUUACAUGUUUGGGUCAUGUGGUGAUAGUUGAACAUCGCUUGUCAUCUCUGUUGUUCCUCACCUGUGACAACUACACUUUUUUGCUUGUAUGUACAGUAAAUAAAAUUGAAAAUUUUUUGUGGGUGA